CAUCCUCAUUCUUCUGGUUUUAUAUCCCUCACCUGCCGUGAAAACUCGAUGUUGCAAUAUUGCAGUUUUACUGCUGUGCAGUGGAAGUGCUUGGGGUUGUGAACAACGCCUGGAGCCCGGCACGGCAGGAGGAGGCGGUUUAUCAUGCGAGGAUGUGCCUGCGCCCUGGCUGACCUGCCCGCCGCCCCCAUCCCCACUGCCCGUCCCGGCCGGCGCCAUGGGAGGAUGCUUCUCCAAGCCCAAACCAGUUGAAGUGAAAAUUGAAGUUGUGAUACCCGAGAAGGAACGAAGCAAGGAGGAGAUGUCGCCCAACGGGAAAGCCAGCCCCCUGGUCUACAAAGUCAACGGGACUGCCCGGCAUUAUCAUCUCGAGGAGCACCCCAUUGCCAGCAAUCCCUACCACAACCCAAAGGAUGUGGUGGAAGCAUCUGUGUGCCACGUGAAGGACCUGGAGAAUGGACAGAUGCGGGAAGUAGACCUGGGCUGCGGGAAGGCUCUGCUCAUCAAGGAGAGUGGUGAGUUCCACGCCGUGGGACACAAGUGUCCCCACUAUGGGGCUCCGCUGGUCAAAGGGGUUUUGUCCAAAGGAAGAGUCCGCUGUCCCUGGCAUGGAGCUUGCUUCAACAUCAGCACAGGCGACAUAGAGGACUUUCCUGGCUUGGACAGCUUACCAAGGUUCCAGGUGAAGAUCGAGAAGGAGAAGGUGUACAUCCGAGCAAGCGAGCAGGCUCUUCAGACACAGAGGAGGACAAAGAUGAUGGCAAAGUGCAUCUCCCUGAGCAACUAUAACCUGAGCAGUACCAACGUGCUGAUCAUCGGUGCAGGGGCAGCUGGACUGGUCUGUGCAGAGACCUUGCGCCAGGAGGGUUUCUCAGACAGGAUUGUGAUGUGCACGAUGGACAGACACUUGCCCUAUGACAGGCCGAAGCUCAGUAAGUCAAUGGAUUCCCACCUGGAACAGAUUGCCCUGCGCCCCAAAGAGUUCUUCCGCACCUAUGACAUUGAAGUCCUGACCGAAAUGCAGGUGGCAGCUGUGGAUAUCAAGAGCAAGAUAGCCAUCUUCAAGGAUGGACUUAAGAUGGAAUACAACAAACUGUUGAUAGCGACUGGAAACACGCCCAAAGCUCUCAGCUGCAAAGGCAAGGAGGUGGAAAAUGUUUUCAACAUCCGGACGCCUGAAGAUGCCAACCGUGUCGUGAAACUGGCCACAAGCAAGAACGUGGUCAUCGUGGGAGCAUCCUUCCUGGGGAUGGAGGUGGCUGCCUACCUCGCGGAGAGGGCCCACUCGGUGUCCCUGGUGGAGCUGGAGGAAGUCCCCUUCAAGAAGUUCUUUGGGGAGAGGGUUGGCCGCGCUGUCAUGAAGAUGUUCGAGAGCAACAGGGUGAAGUUCUACAUGCAGACAGAGGUGUCGGAGCUGCGGGAGCAGGAGGGCAAGCUGAAGGAGGUUGUGCUGAAGAGCGGGAAGGUCCUGCGUGCCGACGUGUGUGUUGUCGGUGUUGGUGCGGUCCCAGCGACGGGCUUUCUCAAGCAGAGUGGCAUCAACAUCGAUUCCAAAGGCUUCAUCGUGGUCAACAAGAUGAUGCAAACCAACAUCCCUGGAGUCUUUGCAGCUGGUGACGCUGUCACAUUCCCGCUGGCCUUGAGGAAUAACAAGAAGGUGAACGUCCCUCACUGGCAGAUGGCACAUAUGCAUGGCCGUAUCGCCGCACUGAACAUGCUGGCCCAUGGCAUGGAGAUCAACACAGUCCCGUAUUUGUGGACUGCUAUGUUUGGAAAGAGCAUCCGAUAUGCAGGCCAUGGGGAAGGAUUCGAUGAUGUUGUCAUUCAGGGAGAUUUAGAUGAACUGAAGUUUGUAGCAUUUUAUACCAAGAAGGGCUCCCGGAGAUGGCUUUUGGGUAACAAGACAGCAUCCCGUGCUGAGAGCCGGAGGAGUGAUGAGGUGGUGGCUGUGGCCAGCAUGAACUACGACCCUAUUGUGUCCAAGGUGGCUGAGGUCCUGGCUGCUGGCAGAACCAUCCGAAAGCGCGAUGUGGAAACCGGAGAUAUGUCCUGGCUAACUGGAAAAGGCUCCUAACGCCAGUUGUGGCUGCUCCUUCCAGGUGCUGCGCUCGCUGUGGGGAGGCGGGAUGGCAGCUCCACAGACAAGUGGGAACACAGCAGCUGAGUCAUUUCGCUGUGAGACUUGGAUGAACUCGGCGCCUGUCACUGUACACUUACCUUCCCAGCAGACCGCCGAUGGCUCCUCUGCCCAGGGUGCCUACUAGGCUGGGGGUCUGUGGUUGCAAUUCCCAUGGGACACUGGAAAAGCAGCUCCCAGAAAGAGCAGGGUUUGGCACUGGCAGCAGGCACAGGCACUGCUUGGCUGCCGGUGCUGCCAAUGGGCUGGGGAGUCCCCAGGAGGGUCUGCCCCACGCAUGGCCCUUGCCCCCGUAAACAACAUGAGUGCUUUUCAUUGCUCCCUGUGCUUUCAAGCAGGUUACCUCUUCCCAAAUCCUCUUUGCUCCAGGCAGAGCUCCGAUGUGCAUCCCUGUGGAUCCUGACAUCUGUUCCCUCUCCACAUGGCUGCAGUGCUUGCCAUGGCUCUCCCUGUGCCCACCCACCCCAGAGAUCACCUGGGGGGACCAGGCAGAUGGGGUCACACUGGGUGGUCUCUGUAAAGCUUGUGUUUCACAUUCUCCCUCCUCCAGGCUGGUUGCCCCAUCCAGCCCCACCCAGCAGAAGCGGGUCCCUGCCCAAGCCAAGGGCUCUGGAGCUCCUCGGUUCCCAUCCCAGCACCCACAGCAUCAUCCUGUUCCAGAGCAGACAAGGGGCUGGAGUGCUGCUCCUCAUCUCUGGGCUCGGUUUGGGCUUGGGCACUGGCAGCUCUCGGUCAGCCCCCAGGGUGCAGAGUGGGAGCACCCUGGAGAGGUACAACAGCCAGACUGCAGCCCCUGGGCUUGGUGGCCAUCCUUCCAGCCAUCCUUGUGAUGUCUUGUGCGGGUGCCAGAGCAGGGGCACAGGCUGCCCAGAGAGGCUGUGGGGUCCCUUCCCUGGAGACAUUCACCCCCCGCCUGGACGCGGCCCUGUGCCCCUGCUCUGGGGGUGCCUGCUCAAGUAGGGGGUGGGACGGGGUGAGCUCCAGAGAUCCCUUCCAGCCCCUGUUAUUCUGUGAUUCUGUGUCUCUCCCCUCAAUGAUUAGGAUUAGUGCUGCUGCUGCAAUGUUACUCAAGGGAAAGUAGCAGGAGGAAUAUUUCUGGCUGUCCUCCGGCCUUCAUCACUCAUUCCUCCUGUCACCUAGGGACAAGGCUGCAUUUCUCCUCUUAGCUUUCCAUGUCAGUGCCCUGCUGUCAUGUUUUCUGCUCCUUGCUGGAAGAAGAGCCUUAUCUCCAGUUCAGGAGUGGACCUGGCCAGCACACAGCCCUGCAUCCAUCAGCCCAGCAGAGCCUGAGGGAAAGAACACACUUUGGAGAGCCUCCAGUGCUCUGUCCUGAGGGAGGUGUCUUCCCCAGCAGCCAGUGUUUUACCCUGAGCCCAAAGCAACAAGAUUUGUAUUUUUAAUUUGAUUCACCCCCUAUUAAUUAAAACAGUACUAUUCUUGGGAA
Molecule: messenger RNA, 3581 nt
Organism: Phalacrocorax carbo (great cormorant)
Lineage: Eukaryota; Metazoa; Chordata; Aves; Suliformes; Phalacrocoracidae
Source: RefSeq, a predicted model, not a curated record